Molecule: messenger RNA, 3481 nt
Organism: Ananas comosus (pineapple)
Lineage: Eukaryota; Viridiplantae; Streptophyta; Magnoliopsida; Poales; Bromeliaceae
Product: zinc finger CCCH domain-containing protein 4
Exons: 14
Coding region: 189-3275 (1028 amino acids)
Biological process (GO): maturation of SSU-rRNA from tricistronic rRNA transcript (SSU-rRNA, 5.8S rRNA, LSU-rRNA)
Cellular component (GO): nucleolus; intracellular anatomical structure
Molecular function (GO): ATP binding; metal ion binding; RNA binding
Source: RefSeq, a predicted model, not a curated record
AACUGAAACGCGGGAGAGACUGUGCGCGCCUUAGCGGAGAAGUUGCUUCGCGAGCACGCUUUCGACUCCUCCUCCCGCCCACCACACUCUCCGAGUUCCCAAAACCCUAACACACCGCCCUCGCUUCCUCCUCCUCCACCUACAAACACGAAGGAGACGAAGAAGAGCUCGGAGAGGAGGCCUCAUCCAUGGCGGCGUCGUCGUCGUCGUCGUCGUCGUCGUCGUCGUCCUUUUCUCCAUCUUCGUCGCUCUCGCCUCCCGAGCCCCGCCCCCCGCUCCCCGUCGCGGCGCUCCGCGCCAAGAUCGUCGAGAAGAUCCGGGAGAAUCGCGUCACCCUCAUCGUCGGCGACGCCGGAUGUGGAAAGAGCUCCCAAGUGCCACAGUACCUGCUGGAAGAAAAUAUAGAACCCAUAUUGUGUACACAACCUAGAAGAUUUGCAGUUGUGGCGAUCGCAAGAAUGGUGGCUCAAGCUCGCAGUUGUGAAGUAGGAGGUGAGGUGGGAUAUCAUAUUGGUCACUCAAAUGUCUCGGAUAUCAAUUCAAGCAGAUCAAGAAUCGUUUUUAAAACUGCUGGUGUUUUGUUGGAACAAAUGCGGGACAAGGGGAUGGCUGCAUUGAAGUAUAAGGUUAUAAUACUUGAUGAGGUGCACGAAAGAUCCGUGGAGUCUGAUCUUGUUCUUGCAUGCGUAAAGCAAUUUAUGAUGAAAAACAAAGAUUUGAGGGUUGUUCUAAUGUCCGCAACUGCUGAUAUCACAAGAUACAGAGAUUACUUUAAAGAUCUUGGGAGGGGUGAAAGGGUUGAAGUAAUUGCCAUUCCCAGCGCUCCGCAAAGUAAUAUCUUCCAGCGGAAAGUUUGGUAUCUAGGGCAGGUUGCAGAUCUUCUUGGGAAAAGUUCAGAGUCAUUGUCAACGAGAUAUUGUUCUGGGACAAACCCUUUCUAUUCUAGCGUUGACAUAGAGCAUGAAGAACACCAACUUAUUCAUUCAUUGGUAUUGCACAUACAUAAAGAAGAACCUGACAUUGAGAAAAGCAUAUUAAUCUUUCUUCCCACGUACCAUGCAUUGGAGCGGCAAUGGGUCCUUCUAAGGCCCCUUUUUUCUCUUUUGAAAGUACAUAUUCUUCAUCGCAGCAUUGACACCGAUCAAGCACUCUUAGCUAUGAAAGUCUAUAAAUCUCACCGUAAGGUGAUUCUAGCAACAAACAUUGCAGAAUCGUCUGUCACUAUCCCAGGAGUGGCUUAUGUCAUCGAUUCUUGUAGAUCUUUGCAAGUCUUUUGGGACCACAAUAGGAAAGCAGAUUCAACCGAGCUUGUUUGGGUGUCCAAGUCUCAGGCUGAGCAGAGAAAAGGUAGGACUGGUCGAACCUGUGAUGGCCAGGUCUACCGGUUAGUUCCCAGAACAUUCUAUAAUAAUCUAAAUGACCAUGAAGACCCUGCAAUUUUGAGGUUAUCCUUGAGGGAGCAAGUACUUACGAUCUGCUGUGCUGAAUCAAAAGCUAUUAAUGAUCCCAAAGUUUUGCUGCAAAGGGUUAUGGAUCCACCAGACCCAGAAGUUGUCGAAGAUGCCCUUGAUUUGCUUGUUCAUAUUCAUGCAUUGGAUAAGCCCCUUCCUCCUAGGGGCCGAUUUGAGCCUACAUUUCAUGGCCGGUUACUUGAUAGUUUACCUAUGUCAUUCGAUGCUUCAGCACUGACCCUCAAAUUUGGUGAGAUUGGUUUGCUUCAUGAAGGAAUUCUUCUUGGCAUAUUGUUGGAUAUUCUACCACUUCCAAUCUUUCGACCAUUUGGGGAUCCAGCUCUGUAUGCAAAAUUUGUCGACAACUACUUUCAGGAUGAAAGUGGUUCUUUUCUAACACGGAAGAAGGAAGCUAUAUUCAUGGCAAACUUAUGUGCUUUUCAAUUCUGGCAACGCGUUUUCAAGGAUAAGCACCGUCUAGAGCAGCUUAAACAAAUCGUCAGUGUUGCCAACUCGAAAGCACCUCAUGGUUUGAUUGCUGAGAUUGAAGAGGAGUGGUGCAAAUUCCACAAUCUUGUACAAACAUCGCUUCAUACUAUCUCCGAUAUUUAUGAAGAUGCCAUCACCAUGAUGCACCGUUUUCGCCCUGCCUUCCUAGCAAAAGUUGAGCCUCCCUCAUAUUUUGAGCCUUAUGCCUUUGAACACACCUGUCUGCAAUCUGGUCUGUCUGAGCUAAUUGAAGACAUGGAUUUGCUUACCGUGGGUGAUGAUGAGAAUCUCGAUUUACUUUCUCAGAAGAGGUGUCUCGCUGCACCAUACGUAUCUCCAAGCCAUUUCCUAGCCACUUCCAUAUUUGAAAAGUUGCAGGCUAUAGUCAAAGAGAUAAAGGUUCAGCAUGGUGUAGAUGCACGACCAAUUCUUGACGAGAUUAUUAAUGGUGCCGCAUUUCUACCAGCCGCAGAACUACCGACUACAGAAGCUAUUAUAUGUAGAUUUUUCGCCCAAGGAUUAUGCACUAAAGGGGAUGAUUGUUACUUUUCUCACUCAGUUCAGGCCAAAAGACCACUGUGCAAGUUUUUCCUUACACUUCAGGGUUGCCGAAAUGGAGAUUCAUGUUUCUUCUUGCAUGACUACCGCCCACGCAUUCCUUCCAUCACUGCAGGUCCCUGCUUGCAGGAACGCAACCGAGCUUCACGCAAUUCUUUUUUGCAACUUCUGCUUGUUAACUCCGAUGAAAAAAUUCUUAUAUUGAAUGAUACAGACCUAUCAUUCACUUCUAACCUCUCUAGUCAUUUUGAUCCGAGCAAGAUAAUCGCGGCCACACCUAUUCCGUAUUCCUCUCAAUCAGAAGUCUUAUCCAAGGGCAUUAGAAUUCUCUGGAAUGUGAGUAACCCUUGCCACUUGAUCAUUUCUGACAAUGGAAAGGUUCCUCCUAUACUUUGGGACAAAUCAAAGUGCGUUCUCUGGUUUGCGGAUGUCGAAGUGAGCAGAGCAAGCAAAGAACUCUUACAGAAUCUCUUUGAGCAUCUCGCUGUCCGGAUCUUGGCAGAUACCCUGUAUGAUUUGAGGCUGAUCUUAAUUAUGAAUAACACUGUAUUUGCGCUGCUACAGGUAGAGAAGUUGGCGCGAGAAUGUUUCUUCUUUCUUGGCCAGUCGAUUCCGUUCGACGAAUCGAGUUUUGGUAAUUUUUCGGGAUACCACCGCUCUGUGAGGCCUAAGCAGGUGUCGGCGCCUUUCGCGUAUGUUUUCAACAUGCAUCCCCCGACCAAAAUACAGUUCGGCAACUACUCUUCAGAACUGCACAAGGCUUUGUACAGAAUGUAAAGUAGGGUUUGCUAAAUUUUAACUCAUAGUUUCUGCAAAUAGCUAGUUAAUGAACUGUUUAAGGUUAGUGUUAUUUAUAUAGGAGGGCAAAUUUUGUUAUUUUUUGUAUAUAUAACUUUGCCGGGCUAUAUUAUUGGCAUGCUAAACAUAUUACACUGAGCUCUUCAUAGCUGCUGUAAAGAACUGUGGUAGUUUCUUUCCCGUUC